CAUCGUGCGUAUCUAAAACAUCUUCAAAUCUAUCUUUGACCGUCGUACUCUCUCUCUCUCUCUCUCUCUCUCUCUCUCUCUCUCUCUCUCUAAUUUUCUCUCAUCAUCAGCCUUCGCCUUUUCGCCGCUGUUGCAGACUCUGCUCAAAACGCAUACACAACACAGCCACCACACAGAAACACGAACACACUUUCACUUCUUCACCCACCACACCCGAAAGAGAGAAAAUAAUACGAUAUCUCCAUUUUGCCCCUCUUCCCCAAACACAUCUCUAUAAAUAUUAUAAUUUCUCCAUUCAUUACCAUAGCAGCGGAAAGAGAAACAACAACUCUCACACUUAUCUUCUUCUUCCUCUCAUUCCAUUCAUCAUUCAUUACUCUGAUCCCACGGCUGCGAUCUUCUCGUUUCUCCAAUCGUACGGCCAGGGGUCCUUUGUCUGCCCAACUCACCUUCUCAGCUUUCUCUCUCUACGUAGAGAGUAUAGCUUCUUUGGAACACUGAAUAUGGAGUCCAAUGGUCAUGCAAGAGUAAGGAGAAAUGAUAUUAUUAAAGAAAAUGGUAAUUCUCAUUUGUCAAAUGUAGAUGAACAUGAUCCAUGGACAGCAUGGGCAUACAAGCCUCGAACCAUCACAUUGUUACUUAUUGGUGCUUGCUUUCUCAUUUGGGCAAGUGGAGCACUUGAUCCUGAAAGAGAUGCAUCUGGUGAUCUUGUCACUUCUGUUAAAAGGGGUGUAUGGGCAAUGAUUGCUGUUUUUCUUGCUUAUUGCCUGCUGCAAGCUCCUUCUACGGUUCUUAUUCGGCCACAUCCUGCAAUUUGGCGCUUGGUUCAUGGGAUGGCCGUUGUUUAUCUUGUUGCCCUCACAUUUUUACUUUUUCAGAAGCGUGAUGAUGCUCGACAGUUUAUGAAAUUUCUUCAUCCUGAUCUUGGUGUUGAACUUCCAGAAAGGUCUUAUGGUGCCGACUGCCGUAUAUAUCUGCCUGAAAACCCUGCAAGCAGGUUUAAGAAUGUUUAUGAGACACUUUUUGAUGAGUUUGUUCUAGCUCAUGUUAUUGGGUGGUGGGGGAAGGCAAUAUUGAUUCGUAAUCAGCCCCUUCUUUGGGUGUUAUCAAUUGGUUUUGAGUUGGUGGAGUUUACUUUUCGUCAUAUGUUACCAAAUUUCAACGAGUGCUGGUGGGACAGUAUUAUUCUUGACAUCUUGAUCUGCAAUUGGUUCGGAAUUUGGGCAGGAAUGCAUACUGUUAGAUACUUUGAUGGGAAAACCUACAAAUGGGUCGGUCUAAGCCAGCAGCCUAAUAUAAUAGGAAAAGUGAAACGAACAUUGGGUCAAUUCACACCAGCUCAGUGGGACAAAGACGAGUGGCAUCCACUGCUUGGUCCUUGGCGUUUCAUUCAAGUGCUUAGUCUUUGCAUUGUAUUUUUGACAGUAGAGCUCAACACAUUCUUUUUGAAAUUUUGUCUCUGGAUACCUCCUCGAAAUUCAGUUGUUAUAUAUAGGUUGAUUUUGUGGUGGUUACUUGCAAUUCCAACAAUUCGUGAGUACAAUUCAUACCUUCAAGACAGAAAGCCAGUGAAGAAGGUUGGAGCAUAUUGUUGGCUCUCUCUUGCCAUUUGCAUUGUAGAACUUCUGAUUUGCAUUAAGUUUGGACACGGCUUGUAUCCUAAACCAAUGCCCAUAUGGCUGGUAAUAUUCUGGUCGAGUGUUGGAGUGGCCAUUGUUACAUUUUUGCUUUUGUGGUCUUGGCAAAUCCAUCGCAGUCUAGGGAACAAGAAGAGGCGAUAAUUUUACAACUACUGCAGUUGCAGCAGUCGCAAUGCAUUAUUCUUUGAUUGAUUCCUUCCUCAUUUUUAUGGAUACCAAUCCAUAGCCAUACACACAUGGUGUAAAUACUAUCAUCAACCUCAUAAUUAAAUUGUAAAUGAAUAUUAAUUCUCCUAGCUUAGUGUAGUGGAUCACAGUUUCUUUGGGCGGCAAAUAUUAGUUCCAGCAGCUGGUAGAGAGGUGUACUUGUUAUUUAUGAGGCUUGCUUUUUGAAUAGGUUUCCACCAUUGGUAAAUUGGCCAAUUUCUUCCCUUCCAUCGGAAUUAGUCAUGCUGAAGCGUGUGUAUCCAGUCAUUUUAAUGAAAUUUUGAGUGAAGAAUGUUUUUGCUUCACCAAUUGUGUUUGAA
This is a messenger RNA of Vigna angularis (adzuki bean), 2167 nucleotides long. Its product is annotated as CDP-diacylglycerol--serine O-phosphatidyltransferase 1. Gene Ontology annotation, molecular function: L-serine-phosphatidylethanolamine phosphatidyltransferase activity. Bases 504 to 1781 code for a protein of 425 amino acids. The transcript is spliced from 13 exons. NCBI's taxonomy places the organism in Eukaryota, Viridiplantae, Streptophyta, Magnoliopsida, Fabales, Fabaceae. The record is from RefSeq and is a predicted model, not a curated record. Gene Ontology annotation, biological process: phosphatidylserine biosynthetic process.